Messenger RNA from Procambarus clarkii (red swamp crayfish), 5325 nucleotides. NCBI's taxonomy places the organism in Eukaryota, Metazoa, Arthropoda, Malacostraca, Decapoda, Cambaridae. The record is from RefSeq and is a predicted model, not a curated record.
ACCCCCAAACCCUCCGUGGCUGAUGCUGGCAUGGUCAGUGAGGACAGUCACUCGUGCAGCUAUGGAAACUGGUACUGUCUUAUCCACUGUCCUCUCUAUUGUUGUUAUUUUCGCUGCUUUUUGGUAUAGCGGCGAUGAUGACGGCCAUGCGAUGCUCCACAAAAGGCUGCAGCAUGUCCUUCAUGCCAUGCUGGAGGUAGAAGAGCAGCAUUCAGUAGGCGAGGUACGUAUCGCAGUGGGCUACGGAGCAUGUAAAGAUGUAUUUGUGCAAGGUUCCGAUUUAAUGGGCAUUAUGACACCACCACAACGUACAGCACACUUCAAUCGUAUAGACUCGAUUAAACAACUCAAGGAAAUGUAUGCCCUAUUUUAUACAGCUGGAUCGGCUGCAGAACGGUAUGUGGGAAAUGAGACCCUCUUCAGCGAAAUUCUGGCCGCAGCAGAAGCCGUUUCGGAAUCGUACUCGGCCCUGGGAGGUAAUGCACCAGUGAUGGCUUCUCGAUUUGCUUUUGAAGGAGCCAAGGUGCUUCUUGCAGCUAAGCGUAGCCCUUACAUAAUGGAGAAAGUUCAUCCAAGUAUUGUUGUUGGGGGUGUUGAAACAGACGGUGAUGACGAUAUUCACCUCAUAUUGGAAUACAAGGCAGGAGAAAGAUGGGGCUCCUACCAGGCUCCUCGUGCUAACAGGUUUAUCAUGCAUAGUGAUGAUAGCAACCCAACUUUAAGCACUGUGGAAUAUUUUGGUGAACAGCUGGAAGCGUUUAAGCCGCAUUUGUUUGUGGUUGGGGGACUGCAAAUGAUGGAUAAUUUUCCAUUUCCUCCAGGGGUACGGGAAGACCGCCUGCUUGCUGUAAGGGACCAAAUGACAUCACUUCCAACUAGUACUAGAGUUCACUUUGAAAUGGCCUCGUUCACUGAGCUGGAUCUGCUGAAUGGGCUCAUCCAACAUAUUAUUCCAUAUGCAGAUUCUCUAGGGAUGAAUGAACAGGAGUUGCCAAACCUCUACAGCAUGAUGAAGUACAGAAAUGUUAGUUUAGUGUCAGAUUUUAACCCUCGUGUAGCAGUGGUACUUGACCAGAUGAGGGAGGUUUUCCAACUGCUCAGAGCCACACCAGAGAUGGGUGGACGGCGUCGACUGACGAGACUGCACCUGCACACUCUUGCCUAUCAAACCAUUAUGGUGUGGAAGGACUCACAGUGGACCAACACCCGAGCUGCUGCAACCAAAGCUGCACUAACUGCUAAUCGCCACGUUUGUGGUAAUCCUAAGAUCAACUUGGAACAUGCUCGUAUGCUGAUGGAUGAAGGCUUCACAUUGUCUGAAGCUGAAGGUGCUGGAAGGGUCUUGUUUGACACUCAGCAGCCCGUAUCGUGCUGGACUGAGUAUGACGGAAAAGUUGAGGUAUGCAUUGCCCCAGUUCUGAUCUGUACAUCAGUUCGGCAAACAGCUGGUGGAGGAGACAACAUAUCCGCCGCAGGGUUAGUCCUUCAGGUAUAAGGAGUAAAAAUCUUUGUGGUGUAGAACCAGACGUAGGUAUGCUUAACCCUCAGUUUAAAGCAUACUGCAGAUUUGAGUCUGAGGCACACACGUAAAGAUGUGAAAGAUUAUUUUUGUUAAUCUAAAAUGAUUUUAUAUACUGUAAUUUAUUUCUACCAAUUAAUUAAGGUAAAUGUGCCACACAUUCCCAGUGAGAAUUGUAACACGCUGAACAGGUUAUUCCUAUAACUUAUUUAAAUUGUACACACGACAUGUAUUGAAGUGAGAAUUAUACCCCAGGUUGAAUUUUAUGAAGAACUAACACUCACAUUUAUAUUUUUUUAACUUAAAAGAAAAAAACUUUGUUUCCUAAUAUUGGUAUAAUUAUUGUACUUUGUUGUUUGUAUGAUGAUGGUUGGAUCCAGUUUUGAAAGGGAUGGUUAGAGAAGGAAAGUGCCAUAGAGCUUUUGUCAGUGAUAGUGAGAGUGCACAAUUUUUGUGGGAAAAAUAAAAAAGUAUUGAGGUGUAGGAGUGUACACCCACUAAGUUGUGUGUUUAUGGGACCAUUUAAACAUUUCCAUUUGACAGGUAUAAAUGACGCUUUCAAAUGUAUUUUGCAUAUACUGUAAUUUUUAACUUGCAGUAGUGUGUGUGUGUGUGUGUGUGUGUGUGUGCAGUCCUUCGGUGAAUGGAGGUUUACCAAGUAACACUUUAUAUCAUACAAAUGCAAGUUUCUUGAUUUAUCUCAAUAUUUACAGACAAAAUCUUUACAAAUAAAUAUAUCGAUACUUAAUCAAAUGAGGUAGGGAUACAUCCUGAUUUAAGACACAAAGAAAGUCAUCUGGAGGUUCUACGUUUAGUGACUUUUACACUAGUACUCUGCCUCGAUUCUGCUUCCAUCCCCCUCCCUUUAAUAGCCACAAUGUUAAAGAACAAAAUGUUAGUUUCCAGAUAGAAAUUGCUUCAACUCCAGAUUAUGGGCGAGUACAAAUCUAACAGCAUCUGAAAAUGUGUUGUUAUUAUGUCAGAGAGAGUAUACUCUAGAAACAGUACUUUAACUUCUCUUAAAUUUAUUGCCAUUUAUAGGUACUGCAGCUAUAUUUGACUAACAUCAUAUUCUUGAUAUACACUACCUGUAUUGGCACAAGCCGUUUAUCCCUUAACCGGACAACUUUGAAUUCACAAUAAAUUUUUAUCCUGAAGCCAUGUUUAGCUAUAGAGUAAUGUAAUUUUCACUCAAGUUAAUUUCGUUUCUUUCCUCAAUUUCCAUAGUUCCUUGCUAUCCUCUGUUAAGGACAGCUCAGUGGUUAGUCACAUUUUUGUGCAAAUAUUUGUUGUUAGUACCUGAAACCUCAUUAAAUUCUUUCCCCCACCCACCCAAGUCCUUAAUCUGUCGUAUUUGGAUAUUUUAGUCAUUUCCUUAAGUGUCAGGUUAUUCAGUCAGUUCCUUAAAUAUAAGAUAUAGUAAUUCUGAAUACUGUAAUCUCAAGUGACAGUUUAUUUAGCAGUUUCCUUGAUUGCCAGUCAAUUCAGUCAUUUCCUGUAAGUGUAAACAAAAAGAACAGCUAUUUGUGGAACAUAACUAAAUACUAUAUGGGCUAAGUAAAGAAGGUUUCAAAUCCUCUUAAUGCCUCUAUUUUUCAAAUAUUUUUUAAUUUUCUUUUUAUGUUAUUUUAGAAGAAAAUUGUUAGUGCCAUCAUUUAUCUAUGGUUCUUUGCAUUCCUUUUUUUUUUAUUACUCAUUACGGAUUCGUCCCUGUAAUGAGUUUGUAGGCUCACUCCCAUUGGAAGGGCCAAGCUCUGUCAUGUCUCAUUCUGGGUGUCAUAACGGUCUUUCCUAGGGUGCAAUAAAAUACUUAACGAUUUGCUCACUACAUGGUAUAGAGAUAAGUUAAUACAAACAAGUGGCAAAUAUAUUUAGAAUAUACCAUAUAUAUAUAAUAUAGUUUUUUUUAUAAAUAUUUUUAAUAUUUCAAUAACUAAUCUUAAAUUGGUACUUGAAUUUGUGUAGUUUUAUCAGUGGGAUGGGUUUAGGACCUGAGCCUUACAGAAUUUUGCAUUUUUUAGAGGUUUUGUUUAUCAUGUGUGAAGGUCUUUGUAUAAUGUAACAUUAGUCACAAUAAAAAUAAUAAUUAUAUGGUAUUUGUCACAGCUUUCAUUAGCUUUCUCACUUUAUUUCAGAUUUUUGUUAAGUUUUUGGUGUAUGUAUGUAUGUGUGUGUGUGUAUAUAUAUAUAUAUUUAUAAAUAUAUAUAUUUAUAUAUCAAAUAUAUAUACAGACACAUACAUAUACAUACUGUAUCUAUUGUAUUAACUGAAUAUGGGUGACAGUAAAAUAAUGCCUAAUUAGACGAGUUAUACUAUGUUCAUGUCAGACUUUUAAAACUUCAUUAUAAUGAUAAGAGUAAGGGAAAAUUGAGUUUUCUUAUAAACAAAAAUUAUAAUAAAAAUUAUUUGCUGGCUACUUGUCAAUGUUGAGAACAAGUUCUUGUAGAGUCAUUGAUUAAUGUAUUUCUGGCAUGACUACAUCUGGAGUCAAUAAUUUAAUAUUUAUUUAAUAUUUAUUCAGUAUACAAAAGUCAUAGAUGUUUUACAUGAUUAUAGAGUAGAUGUCUCACGUGCCAAAUUUAUUGGUUUCUUUUGUUAACUUAUAAGAUGUUUAUAUUUUGGUGAUUAGUGAUUUUGUUUUGGUGAUUAUUAUGUAUUUUUGUAAUAAACCCAGUGAUUAGAGAGUUGCAGAUAAUUGUGGAACACAACUUUUGUAGAUUUGUAGUUUAAAUGAAGAGAAUUAUAUCAAGAUUUAAAUCCUAUGACCUCACUUUUUUCAUACAAUGUUUAUGGUGUGGGCGAGCACUUGGAGAACAUUUAUCGAUCUAUUGAGAAAAGUACUCGUUCGUUUUAAACAUUUUCAUUCAACACACACUAAAAAUAAGCCAUUAUUCAUGAUUAAUAUACAUUAUGUACUACAGUGAACAAUUUCAACAGAUAAGAAUAAACUUAUUGUUGAAAUUUGUCCUUUUUAGAUACCCCAGACACUAAAGAGUAUAGCAGAAAACAAGGACUGUACUAGUGUUGGUCAAAUAUUGUAUUGGUGGUAAAAAUCAUUCAAUAAUGUCAAGUGUCGUGCGAUGUAAUGUCGUAAGUGAGCUUACGAGUAUUUUCUUGAAAGCACUCCACACUCCAGCAGAUUGGAGAGCAAGCUCCGACCCCCUUAGAUGAUGAUGAUGGGCAUGGAUGUGUGGUGAUGUUAGUGUUAUGUAAUUCUGUGGAAAAGCAGCAUAAAGGAUGGGAGACUAAAUAUAAACUAAUAUUUCAUAUUUGUCUGCUCAGCUGAUAUCAAUCUUGCCAUGUUAUCACCUGCCAAUCAUUGUACACUUGCAGCACUUUUAAAAUGUUUACAAUUAGCAUCCGUUUCCAGUUGCGGUAAACUAUGAAGCCUUUUUAAUUAGGGUCACACAAACUCUGGAAUAGGUAAUCAAGUUAUCCACGAAUGUGCUGGUACUUUUCAAUUCUUUGGUUUUCAGUGCAAAAUAAUUGCAGCGUGAAUGUGACAAAUUUAACUAUUCUUCAAACUGGGAACAAAUGCAUUUUUCUCCUUUCACAUUUAUUACUGAAGUUGUAAAACACUUAAUUCAUCUGUAGAUAUAAACAGGCUAAUGUUUCUCAAUUACAGACUGAACAAUCAAAACAAUGAGAAAUUACUGUGUUAAUUGUAAAUAUCCACUGUGCUUCACUACACCAUUUAUAAUUAUACAACACAAUUGUGUUCAAAUUUGUUUGAAACUCGAGUCAUUGUUAUAUGUUGGGAGGGAAAAAAUUUCCACAAAAUAUUCAAAUAAAAUGAUGCCCUUUU